CCAAGCUCCGCAGUUCCGUUAUACCGAUCGACUGUGUGAGUAUAUCCGGCUAAAAAGACCGGCAGUGUUUCGCGCAAGAUGUUGUCCUCAUUCCCCGUGAACACCCAGCUCAGUAUGGAGCUGUUCUCUCAGCUGUCAGUUGGGAUUGUUUGCCAAUUCUCUGGUUUUACCAGCUGGACGUAUAUGGAGAUGUUGUAAAUCGGAGUAAUCACUUAUGCCGGCGAUAUAACAUAUUUUCACCGGGUUUACUUAUAUCCCGGUCAACAACUUGCAUGCUGUCGACCAGGAUUCUACCAAACUGUAUUUUGCUGCAGAGGGAUUUGUGUGAUCAAAUCUUCGGCUGAAUCGACCGACUUGUUAUUUUGGCCCCACUAAUUGUCUCCACCUCAGCAAGUGUCCGUGCCACGCAUGGCCGUCGCAAUUCUCAGUUUCCGUCGGGAAUUACAAGUUCGCCAACUGCAAGUCCCGGAAGCCAUUGCCUUUCCCCGCUGUAGUCCGCGUCAUGAGAACGACGAACAGCAGCGGCCCCAGCAAGUCCUCCUCUUCUCCGGUCUGGCACAACUGGUGCUCGGCGUAUCGGUGCUCAUCACACUUAAAAUGCAGCUGGAACAUGUCCUACCAACGGCCACCGUGGCUUGUGCCUGGCUGAUGUUUACCGGCAUCACGGGACUGUGCGCUUCGUGCUACGUGACAAGCAGUGUCGAUCAUCGAUCCCUGGAAUAUCAUAAUCGUCCCUAUCGGAAAUCGUUUAUUAUUUGUUUGCGAGUGUACAUUGGAUUAUUGUUAAUUGGGGUAGCCUUGACCAUCGCCAUGUCGGUACACGGCGUAUUCAAAGACAUCUCCGAUCCUCCACAAGACACCGGGAUCAUGAUCUCCUGGGAGCCGGGAAUGUCCUGCCUGGCCUUUGGAUUGUUGUUGAGCUUUCUGGACUGCAUGAUUAUUAGUGCCGUGCGCAAAGCCCUUCGCCAGUACUACACACCUCGGAAUUGCCGCACUUCAGGCACUACAACGACCACUACAACAGCAGCACCGGCACACCGGCCGGCGGCAGCAGUGGCGACAGCGCGUGCUGCUCGUGUUACAUUGCGGCACGAACCACUCCACAUCACAGUGGGUAGUCUCCUGCCUCCGCCUUAUCCAGGUGUCGGGCAUGCGGUAGAGGUGACGAAUCAUAGAGUGCGUGCCGAGCUGCAAUCAGCACAAGUGCCCUUAUUGACCUCCAGUGCCGCCGGCCGUGCACACGAGAGGCGGAAUCAGCUCUCACCUACCUAUUCAUUACCGCCAUCCUAUUCCAUACAGAUGCCGCCUUCCUAUUCAGAGGCCAUGGGAUUUCAUACAGCCUCCUCGUAAUCAAAAUUUGACAUAUUAGUGUUUCGAAUUUUUCCUGUUUCGGCAUUUCAGAAUUUCAGGUUACGCAAUAUUACAUGUACUUUUACUGGCCGAGAUAUUAUGGACUGCAGAAGUAUAAUUUUAUGCCGUCGAUGUCAGCCUCUCUUUUUGGAUGCUUUACAUGUCACGAACGUUUGCGGGAUUUUUGGCUUGCAUAAUUAUAAGUUCGAUGUACCCGUUUGGGCUAUCGCCUAUCACUGAGCGCACUUUAAGGAUUUCAGACCAGAAAAUAGCUAACGUAAAAUCUCUUUUUAGGCAAGGCUUAAUUUACA
Paramacrobiotus metropolitanus is the source of this 1661-nucleotide messenger RNA. RefSeq lists its product as uncharacterized. NCBI's taxonomy places the organism in Eukaryota, Metazoa, Tardigrada, Eutardigrada, Parachela, Macrobiotidae. The transcript has 4 exons. Bases 409 to 1350 code for a protein of 313 amino acids. The record is from RefSeq and is a predicted model, not a curated record.